Molecule: messenger RNA, 3344 nt
Organism: Macroventuria anomochaeta
Lineage: Eukaryota; Fungi; Ascomycota; Dothideomycetes; Pleosporales; Didymellaceae
Exons: 2
Coding region: 112-3243 (1043 amino acids)
Source: RefSeq, a predicted model, not a curated record
GAUCAUGUCGCCUAACAAGUCAAGGAGAUUUGUUGACUGCGAGGGAUGCUACUUUAAAUCUCCUGAGGCAUCCAGCCAGCAUGCUUCACUACCCCACUACUGCUUGUCGACAUGUUGCGACGACUGAGCAGGCAACUGAACGAUGAAAGAUAUGGUAUCAAACUGGAGCAGAAGAGGAGCAAAAGAGAACGGAUCUCGCAGUUCUUUCGUACGAAAUCAAUAAGGAAACAGAAGCCACAGCAGUACGAUGAAGCACCUACAAAGACAAGUGCAGACGAGACACUGUCCCUGCAACAGUCUCGAGGUCCUGAGGAAACCAAGACAACAAAUCCUGAGCCGUUAGGGAGCUCUUUCGACUCGAUUAGGGCGGCCCCGCUCGACAAGGCCAAAGAAACGUCCAAUGAUUUGAUGCUACCGAAAGAACAUCAACAGAAGGACAUCGACAACAUUGAAUUGGAUCGAACGGAGAGUCGCGUCGACGCUCCACAGCUCGCUGCAUCCACAGAUCAAGCUGAGGGCACACCGUCGCACUCUAAGUUAACAAUGGAGAAGGAUGAAGAGUCCGAUCUCCUGACUAGAGAGGCCAUACAUGCGCUCUUCUCAGGUGCUCCAAGAUUCAGUGUCAAGAUCGUGAACGGGCAACCGUCGCCGAGCGUUUCGUAUCCAUGGGACAACGAUGUAAAGCAUGACGACGUCACCGACUCGAUCCACCCAGCACAGCCAUCGUAUAUGGCUGCGACAACGCAUACGUACACUACGACAGGCCAGACAAUACAUGGUGGGGAGGAACAACACCAUGUGUACCACGUGAACGCUGUCGAAAUGCCAAGCUGGCUCAGUGCACAGGGCGUUGAACCGGGCAGCGUCGGCUUCGCCCACUUUGUCGAAUUGCCUCGAGCGGACAAUCUUGUCACGGAUCCUCAAUACGACGAGGAUAGCGAGGAGUUUGUUGAGAUUGCCAGGAACAAAGAGCUCAUGCAGACCAACCCUGAGCGCAUUGGCAUACGCGCUGUGGAUAUGAACUCUGUGUACGACCGUCUUAUCGAGUUUCAGGACUUGUACGAAGCGUUCCAAGGAAGUCCAGAACGCAUCACGAUUCUCAAUAACCAGAGUCUCGGAGACUUGUAUGCACACCUCUUUAGUACAUUCUUGACACCGCCUGGCUAUACUGGAGCGAAUCUUGACCCCACAGGUCUGCAAGUUCAAAUCCUUGCUAUUCUCAGGGUCUUGCAUCUGAAAGGCAUCUGGCACGACUUUAGCCUGGUGGAGUGGAGGAUCAGGCUUGGUCAAAUCCUUUUUAGCGAUCCUGAGCCUGUGCCUGAAGGCGAAUCCAGACCUCUGUGGACGGAACGCGAUAUCUUGUUGCUUCAAAUUAGCCUGUCCUGCGAACUGUUGCUUAGAUUGGAUGCGAUCUCAGCGACGAGCGCUGGCGAAGUAGAAGACCAGACGCAUGUCAGCGCUCAAGAAAUAGAAACUUUCGCCAGCCUCACCACAAGGAAGACAGACUGGGACAUGGUCCUGGCACGCAGGUUCCUGGAGAAUAUUUUGGUCAUCAAGGGCAACGACAAUGGUGCUUUAACACCAGUGCCAGAACGACGUGGACUAUUUUCGAUCCUUGGCGGGAGCACACCAAAGGAACUUCCCAGAUCUGACAUCAUUCUUCUGCCGCAACAUCAGUCGCGUCAACUGGCAGGGCUCCUUCACUUCGCCGAGUCGAUCAAAUGGCCAACCAUGGACUCAAUCGUCAAGUCUUUGGCAGAGAAAAUUGGAGUGGCCGAUCAGAACACUGAGCGUACAACACAACCGUCUUCCCCAAGUGCGUGGUCUUUCAAUCCCACAACGCCUUCCGUCGUUAGUGUAUAUGGAACUCCCCUACAGACCCCACGUUCGGCAAGCCAUCAACUAGAUGACUAUUUCGGGCGGAUCCAAAAACCAGCAGUGAGGCGCAACAACUCACGAUCACUGCGCGUUCCCUUAUCCACGACGCUCCUCUCGCUAGAAGAUGGUCCAAGACCGGCAAUAAUUAACAUCGGUGGGUGGCUCAGCCGCUCAUUCCUCACAGGAAUGAUUAUGCCCGGAGAGGUUAUUUCUCAUUUCUUGAUAUCUACGCUUCUAGAGAACGAUCAGCUUGCUAUCUCUACGCUUGGCGACUCGGCAGAUCUAUACGGUGGUUUCAUCUAUCAAGGCAAGACCUGGUGGAGUAAAGCGUCCAUCGUUGGCCGAGUUUUUGCAUGCACCGAGAAAGCACAAGAGUGCAUGGGCUGGAUCCAUGUGGACAAGCUGCCGGAGGGCGCAUACGAGGGUUGGCAUUCUAUACGCAGCGAGCAAUCACCAAUCAGGUCACGCAUAGAACCUGAACAGGACUUGGUAGCAGCAGACUCAUCUGCCCUGCCAGCCGAUACAAACAUCUCGGUCAAGUCUACAGACCUAGUUAUGCCCAAAGACCUUGAUGCUAUUUCCAAGGCGCCAGUCCGCUUUGUACAAUGGGAUCUGACGCCACUCAACACUGAUCUGAUCGACGACGACACGGGAUUGGGACCCCCAACCGAAAGCGAUAUAUAUACGCCAUCGCUUACCUUCCGAAACGGUGAUGGCACUGAGGACCAUGUUCUGACUCUCACACACGAAGUGCAGUUUGUAACAUCUUGGCCUUGCUUUGCGCCAGCUUCCACGUCGACCGCAAGCCCGCGACAUGUUGCCAAACGCUCAGUGACAGGCACCUUAUCACACACGUCUUCAAAGCGAAGCGUCAGCACCAAGUUAUCCCGUCGCAACAGUCAUGGCUUCGAACCUCUUCUAUCACACCCUCCAGAGGCGGCAGAUAUCGGGCCGCAGCGUACCUAUGCCACUGAGUGGGACAGUGAGCAGGCGAUUUCGACAACGAUGACAGGACCAGUAGUUGCGCAUCCUCUUCAUAUGUCUUACCAUCACAAAAUUGUGCCUGUCACGAGUGUCCUGGAUUCAAACUUCAUGACACCCUUCACAGUGUCUGCAAACAAGCUGCCGACCUGUUCAUCUUCAACUCUUUUGAGAGAUGGGCACGAAGAAGGUACAGGCCACAACUACCAUAAAACCGUGCUUGUUCUUGAUGCUCGGAGUACACCAGACUCCCAGUUACUUGCAAGAGCUUGGUGCGCCGAGAAGGGACUCCAUGCCCUGAUUGGGCGCGUGGAAAGAUCAUGCCUUGCUUGCUGCAUUCGCGAAGCGCGGGGUUUAGGUAUCAACAUCGUGAUCAGGGUAUAGACGGCCACUAAACCAGGUGAAGUUUGCGGUGAACCCACUCCGCAUAUUUGGGACGAAAGAUUGAGUGACUGGUUUCUUUAAAGCUGCAGGCACACAUGUAC